UUCGGCAAUCACGUGACCUCUUCUUCACCCAGGACGUGGCGAUCGGGUGCUACGUCGAAUUCUAGUCCAUACAAACUAUAAUUAUUUUAACUUAGUGGGACAGACAGGCGUCGAUCUAAACUUUUAGAUAGUGGAGACGCCAAGUAAAAGUCAUGGGGAUCAAGUUUUUGGAGUUUGUAAAACCGUUUUGUGCGGUUUUACCUGAAGUUUCUAAACCAGACAGGAAGAUUCAAUUUCGAGAAAAGAUAUUAUGGACAGCUAUUACUCUGUUUAUUUUCUUAGUCUGUUGCCAGAUUCCAUUAUUUGGUAUCAUGUCUUCCGAUUCAGCUGAUCCUUUUUAUUGGAUUCGUGUUAUUUUGGCCAGUAACAGAGGUACAUUGAUGGAGUUGGGUAUUUCACCCAUUGUAACAUCCGGUUUAAUUAUGCAACUGUUAGCGGGAGCUAAAAUUAUAGAAGUCGGUGAUACUCCAAAAGAUAGAGCUCUUUUUAAUGGUGCUCAGAAAUUAUUUGGUAUGGUAAUUACUGUUGGUCAGGCUAUAGUAUAUGUAAUGACAGGAAUGUAUGGUGAUCCUGGUGAUAUCGGAGCUGGUGUCUGUCUUCUUAUUAUUAUACAAUUAUUUGUUGCUGGUCUAAUUGUAUUAUUAUUAGAUGAAUUAUUACAAAAAGGUUAUGGUUUAGGUUCAGGUAUAUCGUUGUUUAUUACGACUAAUAUCUGUGAAACUAUUGUAUGGAAGGCUUUCAGUCCUGCUACAGUCAACACUGGUAGAGGAACUGAAUUUGAAGGAGCUAUUAUUGCUCUCUUCCAUCUCCUAGCAACCAGAAGUGAUAAAGUACGAGGUUUACGAGAAGCUUUUUAUCGUCAAAAUCUACCCAAUUUAAUGAAUUUGACAGCUACAGUUUUUGUGUUUGGAAUUGUCAUUUAUUUCCAGGGAUUCCGAGUGGAUCUACCAAUCAAAUCAGCUCGUUACAGAGGUCAAUUUACGUCAUACCCUAUAAAAUUAUUUUAUACCUCUAACAUUCCCAUCAUUCUGCAGUCAGCUCUAGUAUCUAACUUGUACGUUAUUUCGCAGAUGUUAGCUACCAAGUUUGGUGGAAAUUUCUUUGUGAAUUUACUAGGUGUCUGGGCUGAUGUUGGAGGUGGUGGCCCUGCUAGAUCUUAUCCAGUCAGUGGAUUGUGUUAUUAUAUGUCUCCGCCGGAGACGUUAUCACAUGUUGCCGAAGAUCCUAUUCAUGCUGUCCUAUAUAUUAUAUUUAUGUUAGGAUCAUGUGCUUUCUUCUCUAAGACAUGGAUUGAUGUAUCAGGUUCUAGUGCCAAGGAUGUUGCCAAGCAAUUGAAAGAACAGCAGAUGGUAAUGAGAGGUCAUCGUGAUAGAUCUAUGAUUAAAGAAUUAAAUCGUUACAUCCCAACAGCUGCUGCUUUCGGUGGUUUAUGUAUUGGAGCUCUCUCUGUAAUGGCUGACUUUAUGGGUGCUAUUGGAAGUGGAACUGGUAUUCUAUUGGCUGUUACAAACAUCUAUCAAUAUUUUGAAAUCUUCGUCAAGGAACAGAGCGAGAUGGGUGGAAUGGGAAUGUUAUUAUUUUAAAUUUAUCUUUAGACGUCCAGAUUCAUUGUUCAUUAAGUUAUCCCCACUUCUAGGUCAUUGGACAAUUGCUUUUAAUAAAUUAAAAAACCAGGGAUAAGGAAUAGAACAUUAUGAAAGGACCGGUUGGGGAAUUUCAAGAAGGAAGGGUUGAUUAACCAAUGAAGACACCAUCAACCAGUUUGAAUCGGCAAUGAUGUAAACAAUUUGUUUUGAAAGAUGUGUAAAGUUGAUGUUCAUUAUUUGCUUGUUGAGGCAGAUAAGAAGAUAUUAUUUGUUAUGAAAGUCAGAAAGGAACUCAUAAAGAAUUUAAUCUUCAGCUCAUAACAAUUCUCAAAAAAAACGAAAAAAAGUUAAAAAGAUUGAAUGAACUAUUCAUCUACCCUUGUGUUACAAUUGAAAUUAUUGAAGAGUUAUUCCCCUUGGAUGUAUUCAGUUUGAAUGCUAGUAUGAGUUUUCAUUGUUUUGCAUAAUUCAAUAUUUUACUUGUCAUUACAAAUUGAGUUUAUUGUACAUAAGAGUAGCGAAAUAUGAACAGAGAGUUAACUAUUUAUUUCCUAUACAAUGGGGAAUAAUUCUUCAAGACAUAGUUAGAUUUAUUAGAUGUAUAUGGUUAGGGGUUUGUAAAAAGAUGUUUUGUUAUAAAGACUAUAAUAUGUUAGCUUUAAAUGUCACAGAAACAUUCAACGAUAUAAAAACUUAUUACAGAAAAAUGUACUUCUGAUUUCUGAUUUAUUUCAAAUUGUUUUGUUCAUUAUUUCAAAAGUGUAAAUUUGGUCAGUUUUUAAAUUCAAUUUUAAGAAGUAUUAAUUUUGACUUGAAUGUCUCAGUCGUUUCCUUAAAUCAUCAAUCAUUUAUAUACAUGUGAAUCAAAUACAAAGAGAUUUGAAAAGAAAAAAAAACCUAAAAUAAAAAUUAUUUAUAAAAAAAUA
Messenger RNA from Patella vulgata (common limpet), 2512 nucleotides. RefSeq names its product protein transport protein Sec61 subunit alpha. The record is from RefSeq and is a predicted model, not a curated record. Gene Ontology annotation, molecular function: signal sequence receptor activity; ribosome binding; transmembrane protein transporter activity. Gene Ontology annotation, biological process: post-translational protein targeting to membrane, translocation; SRP-dependent cotranslational protein targeting to membrane, translocation. The coding region runs from base 153 to 1583 and encodes 476 amino acids. Gene Ontology annotation, cellular component: membrane; Sec61 translocon complex. The transcript has 12 exons. Lineage: Eukaryota; Metazoa; Mollusca; Gastropoda; Patellidae.